Molecule: messenger RNA, 753 nt
Organism: Brenthis ino (lesser marbled fritillary)
Lineage: Eukaryota; Metazoa; Arthropoda; Insecta; Lepidoptera; Nymphalidae
Source: the annotation of a GenBank genome assembly
AUGGGCGUACAAUAUGUUUCCUGGAACUAUGACCAAAUGGGAAUCGUUGCGACAUUGCAUCUAGCAGAGGAAGUGGAAAACACAACAGCGUGGCAAAGGUUUUUACCGACUGGACCGGUUGCUUUACUUCCUUUGGAUUCUACGCGCUCGUCUCUCGUCUGGUCCAUGACGCACGCUCAAGCUAAAGACUUGUUAAACUUACCAGAAGAGAGGUUUGUUGAUGCACUAAAUGACGCAUUGUGGAAGCAAUAUCCUAGGAGCAGUGCAGUAGACGCCUGUACCUCCUGGGUCGGUUCCAUGCUAAAGAAGGUGGGUCUCCCAGACGGUGCAGAAAGACAAUUACCACCAAGUGUGAAGUCCAUAGUUCCAGGAUCAAGAGCGGCAUUUCCAUUGGGUUUUGGACAUAGCACACGGUAUAUUUCUCCUGGAGUUGCAUUGAUUGGUGACGCAGCUCAUCGAGUCCAUCCCUUGGCUGGCCAGGGUGUCAACCUGGGUUUUGGAGACAUAAAAGAUAUUACAGAUUUUCUUGAAGAGUCACUCUAUACGGGAUUAGAUAUAACACAUCCCAAUUGGAUGGAAAAAUAUGAAAGUUCCCGUCAAAGACACAAUGUGCCCACACAGUUGGCCAUCGAUGCCUUAUACCGCUUGUACGGGCUGGACCUGCCGCCAUUCGUCCUCGCGAGGAGCGUGGGUCUGCAGAUAACUAACGCUAUACAACCUAUCAAGAAAUUGAUAAUGUCGCACGCUACAACG